Molecule: messenger RNA, 429 nt
Organism: Tetrapisispora phaffii CBS 4417
Lineage: Eukaryota; Fungi; Ascomycota; Saccharomycetes; Saccharomycetales; Saccharomycetaceae
Gene: CTF8
Product: Ctf8p
Exons: 1
Coding region: 1-429 (142 amino acids)
Biological process (GO): mitotic sister chromatid cohesion
Cellular component (GO): Ctf18 RFC-like complex
Source: RefSeq, a predicted model, not a curated record
AUGCCUUGCGUUCAGAUAUCUGCCACGCAGCUGAACCUGCUAUUCAGCUCCCAAGAACCACAUAUUGGCGUGGUCACUGCCUUGGGAAACACAAUGUUAGAAAUACAAGGGGACCUCCAGGUUCCAACAGAGCCGCCACUGGAUAUAGAGAAGUACACAGACGAAAACGAUGGCGACAAACGGUUUACUGUCCACGAUGGUGAGCACAUUGUCAGAUUUGGGUUGUUAUUACUUGAUAACGAGAAGAAGAACGCUACUUUGUUUAUUGGUAGGAAACAGAGACUGCUGGGUAAAGUAGUGAAAUUGGAGACACCUCUGGGGUUGUUAAGGUUCAAAGACCACCAAGAUGAAGACCAGCGUGCCGUGGAAAUGCAAGACAUCUUUUACUACAAGAUCAUCUUUAACAGCAGACCACUGCCGAUAAUGUAA